UCCCAGGGUCAAGGGUUGGGCCGGAGGACGCUAUGCCGCGCAUAGUGGAGCAGCCGCCAGAUCUGCUGGUCUCCCGGGGCGAGCCCGCCACGCUGCCCUGCCGCGCUGAAGGCCGUCCUCGACCCAACAUCGAGUGGUACAAGAACGGGGCGCGCGUGGCCACUGCGCGCGAGGACCCACGCGCACACCGCCUGCUGCUGCCCAGCGGUGCCCUCUUCUUCCCGCGCAUCGUGCACGGGCGCCGUGCGCGGCCGGAUGAGGGUGUCUACACUUGUGUGGCCCGCAACUACCUGGGGGCAGCGGCAAGCAGAAACGCCUCGCUGGAAGUGGCAGUCCUCCGGGAUGAUUUCCGGCAGUCUCCUGGGAACGUGGUGGUGGCAGUGGGGGAGCCAGCAGUAAUGGAAUGCGUGCCCCCCCGCGGCCACCCGGAGCCCUCCGUGUCCUGGAAGAAGGACAGUGCAAGAGUCAAGGAAGAAGAAGGAAGGAUCACGAUCCGUGGAGGGAAGCUGAUGAUGUCACAUACACUCAAGAGUGAUGCAGGGACGUAUGUGUGCGUGGCCUCCAACAUGGCAGGAGAACGGGAGAGUGGGGCAGCUGAACUUGUGGUCCUGGAGCGUCCCUCAUUCCUGCGCAGACCAGUGAAUCAGGUGGUCCUGGCUGAUGCCCCUGUGAAUUUCCUAUGUGAAGUGCAGGGAGAUCCCCCGCCUCAUCUACACUGGCGCAAGGAGGAUGGGGAACUGCCCACAGGCAGGUAUGAGAUCCGGAGUGACCACAGCCUUUGGAUUGGGCACGUGAGUGCUGAAGAUGAGGGGACUUAUACCUGUGUGGCGGAGAACAGCAUGGGCCGCGCUGAAGCAUCUGGCUCCCUCAGUGUUCACGUCCCACCCCAGUUGGUGACGCAGCCCCAGGACCAGAUGGCAGCUCCUGGAGAGAGUGUGGCUUUCCAGUGCGAGACCAAAGGAAACCCCCCACCUGCCAUCUUCUGGCAGAAGGAAGGGAGUCAAGUCCUGCUUUUUGCCAGCCAGACGCUUCAGCCCACAGGGCGCUUCUCAGUCUCUCCAAGAGGCCAGCUCAGCAUCACUGGAGUGCAGCAUGGGGAUGCUGGCUACUAUGUGUGCCAGGCUGUCAGUGUGGCUGGCAGCAUCCUGGCCAAGGCCAUGCUGGAGAUAAAAGGAGCCUCCUUGGAUGGGAUGCCUCCGGUCAUCCUCCAGGGACCAGCCAAUCAGACGCUGGCACUUGGCUCCUCUGCAUGGCUGCCAUGCAGAGUGACUGGGAACCCUCAACCCAGUGUCCAGUGGAAGAAGGAUGGCCAGUGGCUGCAGGUGGAUGACCUCCAGCUCAACCUAAUGGCCAAUGGCACACUGCACAUCACUAAAGUGCAGGAGAUGGAUGUGGGUUUCUACAGCUGUGUGGCCAAGAGUUCCAUAGGGGAGGCCACCUGGAGUGGCUGGCUCAGGAUGCGGGAAGACUGGGGAGCAUCACCAGACCCCCCUAUGGAAACCCGUGUCCCUCCGGGGCCUCCCUCUCAGCCAAUGGUCACUGAGAUCACCAAGAACAGCAUUACCCUGACCUGGAAGCCUAAUCUGCAGGCUGGAGCCACAGUCACCUCUUAUGUGAUAGAAGCCUUCAGCCAAGCAGCUGGCAACACGUGGCAGACAGUGGCAGAUGGUGUGCAGCUGGAGACACACACGGUCAGUGGUUUGCAGCCCAAUACCAUCUAUCUGUUCCUGGUGCGAGCUGUGGGAGCCUGGGGCCUCAGUGAGCCCAGCCCUGUCUCUGAGCCUGUCCGCACGCAGG
Messenger RNA from Galeopterus variegatus (Sunda flying lemur), 1797 nucleotides. RefSeq names its product roundabout homolog 3-like. The transcript is spliced from 11 exons. Gene Ontology annotation, cellular component: axon; plasma membrane. NCBI's taxonomy places the organism in Eukaryota, Metazoa, Chordata, Mammalia, Dermoptera, Cynocephalidae. Gene Ontology annotation, biological process: dendrite self-avoidance; homophilic cell-cell adhesion; axon guidance. The annotation marks the transcript as partial. Gene Ontology annotation, molecular function: cell-cell adhesion mediator activity. The record is from RefSeq and is a predicted model, not a curated record.